Molecule: messenger RNA, 1514 nt
Organism: Hypanus sabinus (Atlantic stingray)
Lineage: Eukaryota; Metazoa; Chordata; Chondrichthyes; Myliobatiformes; Dasyatidae
Gene: hoxd3a
Product: homeobox D3a
Exons: 3
Coding region: 131-1363 (410 amino acids)
Biological process (GO): regulation of transcription by RNA polymerase II
Cellular component (GO): nucleus
Molecular function (GO): DNA-binding transcription factor activity, RNA polymerase II-specific; RNA polymerase II cis-regulatory region sequence-specific DNA binding
Source: RefSeq, a predicted model, not a curated record
AAAGCCAGCGGCCCCUGGUCAAUACGGACAAAUUACACAUUCAAUCCACAGAAAAUCAGAUAAAAACAGUGCGUCUGGAGCUCUGCAUUCUGACGAUUGUUGUAAACGUGCUGUGUGAUCAAAGGUGUCAAUGCUAUUCGAUAAGGGUGUCAAGACCCUGUCAUUUCGAAAUAGCGAGAUGCAAAAAGCAACUUACUAUGACAACUCUGGAAUAUUUAGUGGUUAUUCCUACCAAAAAUCCAAUACAUACAACUACAGCUCAAGUCAUCAAGCUUACCCACCAUCAUCGGUUGACAAUGAUUAUCAGAACUCAACGUGCCCAAUUCAAACAUCUAAUGCCAGAGCCCAAUCCCAUAAGCCCACUGAUAUAAAUGGCAGCUGUAUGAGAACAGGUGGCAGUCAAGGCACUGCCCAACAUCCAAGCAUCAGUGAGCCACAGCAACCACCUCCUUUGCCACCUUCACCCAAUGGAAACAACGCUGCAACUCAGAAACGAACCAAGUCCAUUCCAAAUUCUUCCAGCAGCCCGGCUGCCACACUUACCAAGCAAAUCUUCCCAUGGAUGAAAGAAUCUCGACAAAAUGCUAAGCAGAAAAACAGCUGCACAGUUGCAGGAGACAAUUGUGAGGAUAAAAGCCCACCAGGCCCGGCCUCUAAGAGAGUCCGUACAGCCUAUACCAGUGCACAACUGGUUGAACUGGAAAAGGAGUUCCAUUUUAAUCGUUAUCUGUGUCGUCCUCGUCGAGUUGAAAUGGCAAACUUAUUAAAUCUAACUGAACGGCAAAUAAAGAUUUGGUUCCAGAACAGAAGAAUGAAGUACAAAAAAGACCAAAAGGCAAAAGGGAUCAUGCACUCUCCAGUUGGACAGUCUCCAGACAGAAGCCCACUUUUAAAUGCUCCAAAUAAUAUUGGAUUCUCAAACCAGCUCCCCGCUGUCAACAGUUUGAAUUACGAAGCUCAUUCUCCAACAUCUUUCACCAAAUCUCAGCAGAAUAUGUAUGGCUUGGCUGCUUACACAGCACCUCUUAAUAGCUGCCUACCCCAGCAGAAGAGGUACCCAGGUACAGAGUUUGAGCAUCAUACAAUGCAGGGAAAUGGAGGCUUUGCUAACCAUAAUUUGCAAGGCAGCCCUGUGUAUGUUGGAGGGAACUUUGUUGAUUCAAUGCCAGCUUCUGGUCCUAUGUUCAACCUUAGUCAUCUUCCUCAUCCUUCAUCAGCCACUGUGGACUAUAGUUGUGCUGCACAAAUACCAGGCAGUCACCAUCAUGGACCAUGCGAUCCCCAUCCCACGUAUACAGAUCUGACUACUCAUCACACAGCUCAGGGAAGAAUUCAAGAAGCACCCAAAUUAACGCAUCUGUAACGGACUAGCACGGUCUGCCAAGCGAUGCUGCUUCGCUUUUUUAUUACCUCAUUUGUAUCAGAUAUUCUCCUGCUAUGAGACUGCCACAGUAUUUGCCCAUCACUCAUUCUCUACCCACCACAUUGCUUUUCUGUGUUUAUUUAAGGGUCUA